Siniperca chuatsi (mandarin fish) is the source of this 3526-nucleotide messenger RNA. RefSeq names its product alkaline ceramidase 2 (gene acer2). The transcript has 6 exons. Gene Ontology annotation, cellular component: membrane. Gene Ontology annotation, biological process: ceramide metabolic process. The record is from RefSeq and is a predicted model, not a curated record. Gene Ontology annotation, molecular function: hydrolase activity, acting on carbon-nitrogen (but not peptide) bonds, in linear amides. NCBI's taxonomy places the organism in Eukaryota, Metazoa, Chordata, Actinopteri, Centrarchiformes, Sinipercidae. The coding region runs from base 368 to 1201 and encodes 277 amino acids.
GCUUCCGGGUUCAAGGCCGCUGUUGUCACGGUUCACCGAAGAAGGAAACCGACAGGGGUGAACCCUCUUGCGCUUGAACACUCUUUGGCUACGGACAGAGCAGCUGUCAAUGCACAGUACUGAGCGUCACGACAAGCAGGAGGCUUUGUGGAAGGACAGGGGCUUUAAAAUGCAGCUCAGCGACGAUUUUUGUAGUGUAUCACAGUGUCAGAUGUACAAUACGUGUCAGUUUCUCCAACGUUAAAAUCUAGCGUGAGAUUAACGAGCCGAGAGAUAGGGACUUUACUCGAGUGUUUUUUUAAUCUCCAAAGCUGACUGCGGAGUGUUGUCUGCUCUGCACUGUCCAUCCGGCAGAACUAGUCCAGACAUGAGUAACGUCAAUCUGAUUUUUUGGGACCAGUUGCAGGCUGGCAGCUCCGAGGUGGACUGGUGUGAAGGCAAUUACCUAAUUUACCCCAGCAUCGCUGAAUUUUACAACACGAUCAGCAACAUUUUGUUUUUUGUUUUGCCGCCCAUAUUAAUGUGCUUGUUCCGCCAAUAUGCAACACAUUUCAACAGUGGGAUUUACCUCAUAUGGAUUCUACUAGUUGUGGUUGGUAUUGGAUCAACAUAUUUUCAUGCCACCCUCAGCUUCCUCGGCCAGAUGCUGGAUGAGUUGGCCAUCUUAUGGGUGCUCAUGUGUGCCAUUGCCAUGUGGUUUCCCAAGCGAUACCUACCCAGGAUGUUCAGGAGGGAUCGGUCAAGGUUUAAAGUGGUCAUCGGCAUUUUGUCAGGGAUUACCACUGGGUUGGCCUUUGUUAAGCCUGUCGUCAACUCAUUGUCACUAAUGACCCUGGGCAUCCCCUGCACCGUACUGCUCAUUACUGAGCUUAAAAGGUGUGAAAACCCACGUGUGUUCAAGUUGGGUCUGAUCUCAGGGUUCUGGUGGGCACUGGCACUGCUUUGCUGGAUCAGUGACAGGAUAUUCUGUGAAAUGUGGUCAUCUGUCAACUUUCCCUACUUACAUUGUGCUUGGCACAUCCUCAUUUGUCUGGCUUCUUACUUGGGUUGCGUUUGCUUCGCCUACUUUGACGUUGCGACUGAGGCCCCGGAGCGAGGACCCGUCAUCAUGUUCUGGCCCAACGAGAAAUGGGCCUUCAUCGGUGUGCCCUACGUUUCCUUUCUCUGCGUCCAUAAGAAGUCUGCUAUCAAGGUGACUUAAGGUGACCUGAGUCUGCUGCUCUGCUGGUCGCACUACAAAACUUCUCACCAGGAUGUAUCCAAACAACAAGACACACCACUGUGUCUGUGAGUCGGGUUGCUGCCACUUGGUGCUGUUGUGACUGGGUGACGUAGGUGAUGCACAUUUUGUCCAAGAUUUAUCUUUUCCUUUUUCUGUCCCUGGUGUGGUUUUCAAUACACAGCAGUGUUUAUGCAACUCUGUCAAAGAACAUGACACAGGUUGACUUAUUAAAUAACACCAUAUUAAAGCCAAUAAACCUUUACAGUGUUCCAAACACCUUCUCAGGCUUUGCAUAGGAGAUCAUGUAAGUAUUAGUAUUAUGCAUUUCAAGCUUCUUUAAAGAGAAGAUUUUGUACAUUUUAUAGUAACUUAGAAAACCUCAUUAUAAAGCAUUGUAUUGCCUUUAUAAACAUGAAUAUAGCAUCUCAUAGGUGCAUUAUGGCCAUUAUGAAACCAUAAACAAGAAACAAUAAAGCACUGGAUUCAUUAACUGUGAUUAAUGCAUAAAAUAUUAAAGCUUCAUAUGAUAUUGCUUAGCCAAUCUUACUAUGCUCAAUGAAUCAACAAGCUGGUUUAUGUUAGAGAUGUGUUUAUAAAAAGGUGUUUCGCACAAAGCCUUAUGUGUUUUAAAUACAUAAUGGAUUCAGGCUGUUAUACCUGCCCUCUUUAUCGAUGGGCAUUUUCAUUUAAAACGCCAGAAGCACUAUAGGCUUCUUUCUGUCAUGGAUGUGCUACAUUUUACUUCCAGCAUGCCAUUGUGAUUGUUCAAGAUAGUUUAUUAGAAAGGUGUUUAAUAUAUUCCUGUAUAUAUUUUGUAUAAAUAUCAAUGUAAUAUGCAGUUAUUUUCCAUGGAGAAGCUUAUCAUUCAUAUAUUACUGAAUGAACAGGUACCCUUUGAUAUUGGCCAAAAUCCAAAGUAAAAAAAAAAACUAAACAGAAUGUGGAAUCAAAAUGUAUUGAAAUAUGAAUGACUAUUCAAGGAAAUAAUUACAUAUUUUGCACAAAAUGAAGAAUGGUUCUCAAAGCCUUUGGCUAAACGCACACUGCAUAGCAUUUCAGAAUACGAUAAUUACAAUUAUUUACAAAAAAAUUGCUUGCUAAUGUACAGCUUUUAAUGCUUAAGUUUUCACUGCAGAUUCUUUUUUUUUUCACCCAGACGUCUCAACUCUUAACUUCUCUUCAGGGUUAUUUAUUCCAGGCUCAGUAUUUUAGACUUUGUGCUAAAUAUCAUCGAAACUUUGGAAACUGUACAAAAAGCCUUAAUCAAACAGAAUAAUAGACAAAAGAAGGUCCUUGUGUGAUGUAUCUGGAACUGUUUGCUCUAAAAGGGGAAGUGCAGUAUAAUGAUUGCAGUAAAUGGAAAUGAGGUUUAGAUUAUAGCAGGUAAAGUUGUGGGACAGAUUAGGUUUUAUUACAUCUUACCUAGUCUAAUUCAUCAGUGUUCAUUUGACAAAAAUGAAGAGAAAUUGUGUAUGUAGAAUAUAAAAGGGAAGUAUGUUGGGUGUUGCAAAGCUAAACACUAACCCCAAAAGACAAGGAUCACCAAAGCUUUUUCACUAAAAACCAUUGUUUUAAAUGUUGUUCAUGAAAACUGCCUCAAGCUGUUUAACUAAUAUUAUUUUACUCAUGUCCUCUUGCAGAGGCUUCUGGGAACUCAACCUGCUAAAGUAGCUUGUGCUCACAUGAAGGAUCAUGAUUUACAAAGAGACUAUUUUCUGAAGUGAUAUUUUUUAAACAACAUGAAGUAUUUUGUUAAAUGCAAAACAAUUUAUAUUUUUCUAAGUGAAGUGCAGCCAAAAUAGAAUUUUUGAUAUUGCGUGAUUACUACCUUUUGUAUUAUUAUUUUUUCUUUUAUUUUAAGGAGAAACUUUGCAGACAUUAUUGACAAUGUGAACAAAGCUGUUGUAGUGCCCAAGAAUACUUAAAUUGUGCUGCAAAUCAUAUUGAAUCAUACAUCUGACCCAUGAUGGUGGAUUGUUUGUGUGAAUACUGAGUCAGUGAAUCACCCUCUGAUAAAGGAGUUUGUGUGAACAUGGCAACCUGUUUAAUGCUGCCCUCUGCAUCGUAAUAUUUGUCUUGGCAUGAGGUGUGAUUAUGAUCUCAGAACAAUGAGUUAAGUCUUUUUUUAUGGACUUACAUGUGUAUAGAAAUCUGUUUUUCUCUGCCUGCAUUGACAAUACAGACAAACUGCACAGAAAUAUUUAUUUUCAUAAUUUAUCCUGUUUUAUAAACAUAUAUUUGUAAUAGAUUAGAACAUUAGUACUUUAUUUUAUUUUAUGCAAUAAACUAAGCCAAUACUCAAAA